UUGUAGCUCCGCCAUGGCCUCCUGUAAACCGAGGCGCAUUAAUAUUAUGUUGAAGCACAGUACGUAUUACUCCGCGAGGUACCCAUCACUAUUUAUAUGAUUGUAGUUAUUUGUUUUAAAAAAAAUUGAUAGACGUUUUGUCUCCUUUACAAUAUUUUUCAUCUAAAUUAUUAUUUUUUUUUUUUCGGGUCCUUGAGAUUCGGAGCCCUGAGAUUCUACUCCACCACCUCAAAUCAUUUGCCCUGACGAUGGAGCUCUACUCUGAAUACAAUAAAUCAUCAAAUCUGCGGAGAAGGUCCAGGGUCACAGUAAAGACACGUCUUGCAUCACUUUCCACAAAUAGUCAAACCUCUGAAGAUGACGUUGCUGACAAAAGCAAUCAGCUUCUUGAUGUGGAAGUUCCUUGUGCUGAAAUUUCAUAUUGUGAUGAUGAAGCUGCAGGAUGUGGUUAUCAAAAAGUGCAAAGUGGUGAUCACAGUGGUCAUGAUAUAGAGACUUUUAUGGAAAGUGAAUGCACAGAAGAGGCUUAUGCUGAGUAUCAUUUUGGUUGCCCUGACUGCCCUGUUGUCAGUGUUGAGAUGUCACCAUCCAUCUUUACCUAAAGAUGCCAAGACACUCCUCCAUACUAACAGAAAUUACAUAAUCAACCAAGUUGCAGGAGGUGCAUACUAUUACUUUGGGAUUGUCAGUUCUCUCACUCGUUUCUUGAACAAUAUUUGGGUAAAAAUUCCUGAUCGUCACACAGUCAGUCUACAACUAAAUUUUGAUGGGCUUCCAUUGUUCAAGAGUUCAGGUUUCCAGUUAUGGCCAGUUCUGGGGUUAGUGCAGGGAUUUUCUGUAAAACAAAAGCCUUGUUUGAUUGCCUUGUUUGGUGGCAAAUCAAAGCCACAUCCUGUGGGAGAUUACUUAAAAGAUCUUGUGGCAGAGCUAAAAAUCUUAGCAUCUGGCUUUACAUUUAAAGGGAAAAUAUUGUUCAUAAAAGUAACAUCAAUAAUAUGUGAUGCUCCUGCCCGAGCUUACAUUAAAGCCAUAAAAUCUCAUACUGGGUAUGCAGGCUGUGAUAAAUGUACAUCAUAUGGGCUUCGUCUAGGUAGCCGUAUGACUUUUCCUGACAGCAGAAGCCCUGCCAGAACAGAUGAAAGUUUCAGACUUCAGGUGGAUGAGGAACAUCACAGAGACAUUUCCCCACUUAUUGAGACUGGCAUUGGAAUGGUUUCUAUGUUUCCCCAUGAUUAUAUGCAUCUUGUUUGCCUUGGGGUCACAAGGAAGCUCCUAGAACUAUGGGCAGGCAGUACUGGUCCACUUAGGUGCCGUUUGCCUUUCAAGAAAGUAAAUCAGCUGUCAGAAACACUGAGGUCUUUCAAAAGUCACAUGCCCACUGAAUUUGCCAGGAAGCCCAGAUCUGUUGAAGAGAGACACAGAUGGAAGGCAACUGAAUAUAGACAGUUUUUGUUGUAUACUGGGCCAGUUGCGCUAUUUGACAUUCUUAGCUCACCAGUUUACAACAACUUUAUGUUGCUUUAUGUUGCAAUAUCAAUACUGGCAUGUCCAAAGCUCUGUGUGAUAUUUUGUGACUUUGCAAAGACCUUGCUUGUGUCUUUUGUGGAACACUUUGGACAGCUUUAUGGCAAGGACAAUUUAGUGUACAAUGUGCAUGGCCUUAUACAUCUCAGUGAUGAUGUAAAAAAGCAUGGCCAGUGGUUGGACAACAUCUCGGGGUUUCCAUAUGAAAACUACCUUGGUGAAAUAAAGAAAAUGAUCCGCAGCCCCCAGUAUCCAGUUGCACAAGUUGUGAGACGAAUAUCAGAGCUUGAAAAUGUAGUUUGUAGAUCAGACACACAAAAUGAAACCAAACUCAGAAAACCACAUUGUGAUGGUCCACUGCCAUUGCACAUCACAUGGCCAGUAAUGCAGUACAAAGAAGUUAGUCUUCCACACUUUUGUGUCAAGGUAUUCACAGGUGACAACUGCAUAUGUCAUGAUGGCGUAGUAGGUGUAGUCCAAAAUAUCAUUGAGUUUGGCGGAGAUCCAUAUUUGGUUUAUAAUGAGUUUACAAGUUGUGCAAGCUUUUUUGACUACCCAAUAAAUUCAGGUCAGUUGGGUGUGUUCCAACUCACUGACUUGUCCCAGGAACUAAAGUGUAUCAAGAUGAAUGAUGCAGUGACAAAGUAUGUACUCCUCCCAUUCAGGAACAAAUUUGUGGGCAUGCCAUUUCUCCAUUUGUCAUAACAAAUGAACUGGGGUUGUGUUGCAAGGUGAGCAACUGUUUACUGGGGCUGAGAAUCAUUUCUUAUACCUAUAUACCUUUUGAAAAUGUACUAAGAUUUAGUGUGUCUAUUCAGAUUUUUUACAUACUUCCUUAUGUUUUUUUUGUUUGCACAUUUGUAUUUUUCUUUUCUGUAUAUAACAUAACCUCAGUUUAUCAGGGCAAUAGAAUGUUGGAGUGUAUUUUCAAAAAUAAUCUGUUGCAGCAGUCCUAAAUGUAUGUAUAUGUGUAACGUAUAUAUGUAUUUGUGUUUUUUUUUAAUUGAAUUUUAUGGCUUAAUGUUUUAAAUGAUUUUGCAUGCAAUUCAUAUUAUUCCUUUCAAAGAUGAUGUACCACAUUGUUGAUUUUGUGGACACGGGAGACACAGAAGUUGUUCCAGCCUCAUGGGUUCAUAAUGGAAGAAGCUUCUGGCCUCCCUAUAAAGCAAGGGAGCAAUGCAACCGGGCCAUAGCGAGAGCAGACCCUCCCAAGGAAUUCUGGGAAAAGUACAACAUCCGCAUAAGGGCAACUAAAGAUACAUUUAGUGAGGCGCGACUUCUGCUCCCAAAGGCCCUGCUUACGUCAGAUCUUCAAACCGAAGAUGAAGAGGAUCAACGUCCAGCAUACAAGAGGCGGAAGAGAAGAGGCAUGAACAGAAUCUUUGAGUCAGAGAGUGACCAAGAUGACAAUGACGGCAGUAAUGAGGAAACCAGAGGGAAACGCACCAGAGCUCCAUUGGCCUUACCAACUGCUCCAACCAUUGGUCCUCCAGCUGUCACCAGUAGUGAACAGCCCAGAGGAAACCACACCAGGGCUCAAUUGGCCUUACCAGCUGCUCCAACCAUUGUUCCUCCGGCUGUCAUCACGCCAGCAAUUUUGCCUCCAACUCCCUCCAGACCAGAACUUUCUCCUUCAAGUUUCCAAAAUGCAGCAACCCCUCGUGUGCCCAGGGUAAACGACCAACUGAUGUGUGAGCCAAUUCUACGGGAGAUAUUAACAACAAUGGAGACCAUUAAGCAGCAACAGCAGAUUAUUUUGCUACAGUUGCAAAAUAAUCUUCGAAAGCCUAUAGAGGUGCCAGAGGUUACUGGAAUUCCUCUGAAAACACUGGAAGAACUCCUGAACCUUGAGCAGUCCGUUGCUGCACAGGGGGAACACAAACAAAAACUGGUAGGUGUUGAUAUUGGACAGAAAUACAAUUUUUGACACUACACAGUAUCUAUAAGAACAAAUCAUACCUCUUCUGUCACUC
Molecule: messenger RNA, 3497 nt
Organism: Monopterus albus (swamp eel)
Lineage: Eukaryota; Metazoa; Chordata; Actinopteri; Synbranchiformes; Synbranchidae
Exons: 4
Coding region: 2564-3451 (295 amino acids)
Source: RefSeq, a predicted model, not a curated record